Molecule: messenger RNA, 2567 nt
Organism: Anneissia japonica
Lineage: Eukaryota; Metazoa; Echinodermata; Crinoidea; Comatulida; Comatulidae
Product: trimeric intracellular cation channel type 1B.1-like
Biological process (GO): potassium ion transmembrane transport
Cellular component (GO): membrane
Molecular function (GO): potassium channel activity; identical protein binding
Source: RefSeq, a predicted model, not a curated record
ACGACAUGGAUGACGGGCCCUCUUGUGGAUGGAGAAAAUAUCUUGAGGUUAAAGGUUGAUUUUGUUGUUGUUUUGGACUCCGCUACAUAUCGAUCGGGUCCUAAUAAAGUUCUUAUUACAGAAUUUAGAGGAGUAACAAAGGAUAUUUAGAGCAGAUUUACCUGAAACCACCAUGGAUUAUAUGCCUACCUCAUUGAGCCAGGCGGCUGAUGAUUAUGCAAAGUGGCCUCUAUUUCCUGCAUUGGACAUAGCACAUUAUAUUUUAAUGGUUCUAGUGACAAGAGAAGACAUUGGGCAUAAAUCCCUUAGUCUGUUACCUAUGCAGCAUGCUAACUUGUUUUGCUGGUGGUAUUUUGGCAAAUUUUCUGCUUGGAGCACCCGUGAUGCAGCCAUUUGCAAAUACUCAAGGAGUUAUUGCAGCUACCAUUGUCUGGUACCUUGUAUUCUACUCACCUGGCGAUUUCUUCUACAAGCUCAUUGUAUCCACACCAGGCAAGUUGGUGGUGAUAUCUCUGAAGGAGCUGGCUAGAGCUCGCAAGAUAUCUAUGGGCAUUAAGCAAUCCCAUGCUCUCUACCCUGAUGCUAUCUUCAUAAUGAUCAUGGUUGGAGCUGCUAAAGCUAAUGGCAGCAGUUUAAUGAAGAAUUUUGAACGGCUUCUGCGUGGAACAUGGAACCCUAGUACAAAUGAACUUAUUUUACCAUCAUUCACACUGAAGGCAUCAAUCAUUGGAAGCAGUCUAUUGGUAUUGCAGCACCAGGGCUAUAUACCAAUUGACUACAACAUUCUCAUGAUGUGCAUCUCCCUUUCUACAAUGAGCUUCAAAAUCGCUGUCCUGUUUUUCGACGUACACGAUCCAUUCAACAUCAUAGAAGAUUACACAAAGCCAACAGUAUUCGGAAAGAAUGAAGUUCCCAAAAAGGUGAAGAAAUCAAAAGGGGAGUGAAUGAUGACUGGAUAAAAUACGUCCAUAUUGCCGUCCAGGUUUUAGUGGAUUGGAGUCCGUUCAGAUUUAUCAACAUUUUGAUGAAUGCAAAACAGAAUAUGCAUUGUGGAGUAUAUUACUAAAGUACUAAUAAAUGUAGUAUGAGUGCAAUAAAGACAAACACAGUUAUUUGCUCAUCUUUAUGCUGCAGUGAAAGGUAACUUGAUAAGCAUGAUGAAAAUAAAACAGUUCAUUUUCCACAAAAUACAAACAGUAUUAAGAUGUAUCGUAAAUGCUUGAAUAAGCACCUCUAUUGAAAAAGUGCAGCUCUUGAAGAAGCGUUGCUGUGCUUAAUCAAGAGUACUUUAUUACCCUCUGUGAAAUAAGACACUUUGAGAAACAGGGUUUUAAAUACAACGUAUACAGUGUUAAACUGCAUAAAUAACACAAUGGAGACAUAAGUGGCCUUAUAAACGUUUAUUUACGAUGACGUGGGAGCUAUGAUAGGCCUACCGAACUACAGGGAUAGGCGAGAUAGGUGACAUGGGAACGGGCAUGAAAACCGCAAUGCCAAUGUGUUUUAUAAGCACUGCACCGAAAAUUUUAUAAGCGCCGGGGCUCUUAUUCAAGCAUUUACGGUACAUCACAUUAUUUCAAUAGUAUGCUUUGUAAAAUAAUGCAAGCCACAUUAUGGGAUUCAGUAUUUCAUUAAAGGUAUAAAAUGGGUUUCAAGUGCACGAAGGCACAACUGCACUUGUAAUUCCAUAAUCACAAAUACGUCCUAAUCAUAGGUGCUUAUACUAAGACAAUCACAUUCUUAAAUAAAUAUUUGAUGAUGCUUAUGUAGUAAAAGUUUUCUUAGGUUUUAGUUGAAGUCUUAAGCUCCGUUCACACUGACUUGUUUGAUGAAUUUUAUUGUGUGAAUUGCCCAUAUAUGGGCAUAAUGAUGUCAUUUGAAUAUAUCAAUGUUAGUUUUAACUAGAUCUUUAGAAUUGCCAUGUCAUAAUGAUUGGUCUGUAUUAUUUAGUGUCUUGAUUUGCACUGAUGGUCUAAUAUGCUGAUGUUUUGAUAUUAAUAUUUUAAUAACAUUAUUAAACAAAUUAUAUUUAGGUGAAAUUUAAAAUUUGUUUUAAUUACUAAACAUGUUAUCUUUUGCACCUGCAUUACAAUUUUGUGACACACUGUGUAAGAGGGAACUGUCCUAGAGGCCUUAUCACUGUGGUUUAUGGUGUAGAAUAGGGUUAUCAACACCUUAUAAAACUAGGCUGUGAACCAAACCAAAAAACCAAAGAAAAUCACCAAAAAAAUAGACAGUAAUGGCAGGGUCAAGUCAAAAUGCAUCAGAGAUGUGGUUUGUGCUAAUAACUAAGUUUGAAUCUAACUACUGUAGUGAAAUAUAGCAGUGGCAAAUCUGUUUACAAUACGUAUAAAUAAUGUCUGGUUGAUUUUGAGAGAAGACAAAAUUUCGAGGUUAUAGAGAUGUGGUUAAACUGUUGCUGAGGAAGCAACAGUGUAUCCCCAUCAUAAAUGUUUUUGGCAGGACAACUCAAUUAAAAAAAGUUUCAGAUUGACUCUCUUUGUUUUUUACCGUGAGAAUACUAUCUCAAUUUAUUUACAAAAUGAAUAAAUGGGUUGUUCAAAUAA